This is a messenger RNA of Paramecium pentaurelia, 1159 nucleotides long. NCBI's taxonomy places the organism in Eukaryota, Ciliophora, Oligohymenophorea, Peniculida, Parameciidae. The record is from the annotation of a GenBank genome assembly.
AUGAAUUCAAAUGAGACACUAGUAGAAUAAGAAAAAUAGGUUGUUGAAAAUACAGAAAAUAUAGACACUACCAAUACUGAACAAUUACUUGAUUUUACAAAUAUGUUUAAGACUCAAAAAAUUGCAAAACCUAAAUUAUUAAAUAGAUCUUAAUAAUAAUCACAACAAUCAUAAUAAUAAUAAUAAUCAACUUAAACUAAAGAAGAGUAGAAUAAUAAAUCAAUUAUAAAUAAUGUACCAAGAAAUCUCACUAUUACUUAAGAACAAAUGAGUUAAAGAAGAUGUUUAGAUGUUCGUAGAUGGUAUAGUUUAAGUAGACCUUAAUACUAAAGAAGUUGUGGUAUUUCAUCUGUUGUAACUUGUUGGAAUUACUUAUUUUCUACUUUAGGAGUAGGAAAUUUAAAUCCACUUUCAUAAGAAGAUGUAAUUGUCUCUUUGGGGUAAUCAUAAUUACUAUUAUAGUUUGACUACUGAAGUAGGGCCACAUUUUAAUGAUGUAGAAUUUGGAUGUUUUAGUGGAAACAUGUCUUUAAUAUCUUGGUUUAAGAAUUUAUGCAGAUUAUAAAAAGUAUAAGGAAGAGCCUAUUUUUUAUGGAAAAAUGAAGGAGAUUUUUCUACUCCAGGAGUAGAUAGAGAUGUAGCACUCUAAAAAUUAACAUCUGGAUUAAAAACAGAUAAAAUCUCCUUUAUUUAUCAUGCCUACGAUCAUUAUUUCUGUCCUAUUGGAUUUGAAUGCACUCCAAAUAAAUAAGUCGAAGCUUUUGUUGAUGAAAUUGAUUAUAAUGAUUGUCAAUAUUGGAUUAUUAUAGCUGAACCUGCUAAACCUUAUCCAAUGUUUACAGUUAGAAAGUGGGUAGAUAUUGCUUAAGAUUUGGAAUUAAAAUAUCCUUAAUACAUAAAUAUUAGAAAAAUGAAUGAAGGAAUAAAAAAUUAUAAGUAUGAAAAAGGAGUUAGUUAACAUUGUAUUAUGGCAUUUGAAAGAAUAGAUCCAAAACCAAAGAAAGUGAUAGAAAAAAAAGAAAAGACUAUUAUAAAUGAAAAAUAAUAAAUGAUAAAGAAUAAUUAGCUUGAUUAAAAUGUAGAGUAAAUAACUGUAAAUAAUAAUGUUACAGAAAUUCUUGUUAAUGAUGAUUAAUUGAAAUAAAAUGAAUUAUAAUGA